AUGUCCUCGACAAACCUCCCCAGCUCUUCAAAUGGGGCGUCAACACCUCGAGCAGAGCUCCCCUCCACUCCUGAGCUCGACAUCAAGAAACUACAGUCCCUCCCUUCAGAACAACAAGACCUAUACCUCCUUACAUUCGUCUCGACCCUCACGAAACAUGUCGAAGGACUCGACCCUGACGACUGCACAGCGCAGCAGCUAUACCUUAAGAAAGAGGUUAUGCAAAUCCUAAACCUCGCCGCCCCGCCUCCAACGAGAGUAAUACGAAAUAAUCUGGGGAAAUGUCUUGCGCAUAUACUCGGGAAAGGAGAUAGGAAACUGCUCUUUGAGACAAUCAAUGAUAUGAUUGCUAUCAUCAGCGGAGGAAAGUCAAAGUCGGAUGGGGAUAUGAGGACUAAACAUGCGGCUGUGUACUGCUUGGGAGAUGUCUUUGCGGCAGCAGGGGAUAGUGCCAUUGGGUUACACCCUUUAGCAUGUUCUGCGCUCUUGAAACUCUUGAAGGCGGCGCAGAAUAAUGCAGGGCUACGAGCAGCGGUUUUCAAAGCCCUAGGCAAGAUCGCGAAGAUGAUAGAAGGCAGUAUGGACGAACAAGUGGCCAGAGAUGUCUGGAAACAGGCACGGAACUAUGCGUCAAGCGACAAAUCUGCUCUAGUCCAGAUGGCAGCUUGUCGGUGUCUGAAAUCGUUUUCGAAGCACACGCCAUAUUUCGAUAAUUCGAGCGAUUUUGACAAUCUGAAAUCGACGAUUUGGAAGACUAUUGACUCGACAAGUCCUUUAGUUCGACAGGCUGCUGGGGAAUGUCUCGCUGAGGCUUUGGUUAAGGCACAUUCGGAAGCUCCAGUGCAGGAUAAUGAUAUCCCGAAGAUCAAGAAGCCAAAACGAUCGAAUACUAAACGUCUGUCUAUGGCUCCGGGAGGGGCUUUAGCAGGGGAUGAUGAGGAUGUUCCUCAGAGAUCAGAAAGCCCCGGUCCAAAGAAGAGUCAAAUUCUCAGCUUUUCGCUUGCAGAAAUUUUGAAGCAGCUAUCCACUUUCUAUGUGAAAAGCUCGACCAGUAGCAGGUCGAGAGCUGGCCUGGCCGUCUGUUAUACAAGAAUCUUCAAGAGUCUAAGUGAGAGAACGGUCGAGACGAUGUACAUGAAAAUUGUGGAUCACCUGACGAUAGAUGUAUUGAGCCAUCCAAAUAUCACCAACAACCGAUAUCGACUCCUGAGUACGCGGAGAUUUGUCCAAAUCAUUCUCGAAGACGUUAUUGGAAGAACUAUUUUGGGUGAGGCGGGCCAGGUGGAUGCUGCGAAAUCUUUGAUCAACGAUGUGCUGAAGAACUAUCCCCAAGUCAUCAAGGAACAAGCAGAGCCGUCGAAGCAUGCACUUAUUGCAGUCUUAAGUGCUUUAGCAUCUCUGAUGAAAAUCCUGGGAUCGGCUUCAAAUGCUUUCUCAGAUGCUUGUAGGGAUGGUUUGUUACAGGUUCUUCAACACCCGAGCUAUACUGUUCAGAUAUACACGUCUUACUGCUUGCGCACGUUUGCUCUAGCGUGUCCCCAACAGCUUUUAUCUUGUCUCACGAUUUGCAUGAAUAGUGUUAAUCGAGAGCUCAGUCUCUUGACCACGGCGCGGAAUUCUCCACGAAGAUGUAUUGGUUAUGCGAAUGGUUUAUCAGCCAUACUCAGCACUGCUCCCGUACAGCCUUUGUAUGGAUCGGUAGAUGUUAACAGUCGAGUUCUAUCACUUGCCACUGGACUGCUCAAAUCCAGCAGCAAGUCAGAAUUGAGGAUAUCAAGUACUCAAAUUCAAGUUGCGUGGAUCUUGAUCGGGGGUCUCAUGUCACUGGGACCCAAUUUUGUCAAAAUCCAUCUCUCGCAGCUUCUACUUCUGUGGAAGAAUGCACUUCCAAAACCAUUGGCAAAGGACAACACUUCCCAGCGGAGCUAUCUAGAGUCCUCGUUCCUCACCCAUGUGAGAGAAUGUGCUCUCGGUUCUAUUUUAGCUUUUCUGCAGUUCAACAGCAGGUUAUUAACAAUCGAUGUCUCGAAGCGAAUAGCUGCAAUGCUCCAAAACACAACAGCAUUCCUCAAAAGUCUUCCAUCGAAGAAGACGAUUGACGAUGCAUCUCAACGUCUUAGCCCAUCUCUACAAUUACAGGAUCUGGACCUCAUGACUCAAAGGAGAGUGCUUCAGUGUUACACAAAGUUGGUAAACCUCAGUCCUGCUGGCGGGAGUGAAGCAUUACUUCAGUCGAAUCUACUUACGCUAGCCGUCUCUUUCUUCGCAGACCCUGAAAAUUACACUCCCAGCUCGUUAAGCACGUCAAUUGCGAAUUCCGCUGGCACAUUUGAGACUGUUUGGGAUGUUGGAGACAAUUGCGGAUUCGGGGUCACGGGUUUAGUCCGUGGCUUCAAAGUCAAAAAACUCCCCGGUCAGCAUGAGAACGACCAUCCUGACGAUUGGAUGGAGGAACACGGGUCCGACUCUGCCAUCUCCAGAGUUCUGCUCUCUCCUAUCUGCAGCUCGCUUGAACACGACUCUUUAGCAUUAUACUUAGGAAAUCUAGGGGGCCCGGAUACGCUCCCAGAUCCACCCGCAACCGAAGUUGUCAAUGUUGCUAUUCAACUGUUUGCAAUUGCAUUCCCUCUCACCCCUUCAAAGAUACAAGAGAGUAUACUCGAACAGAUUGCUACUUUCAUGACAGCAGGGUCGCUGCAACGAGACCAGGGGCGGAAAGCUGCGAUGAAUGUCAAUAUUGCAACAGCGCUCUUCUCUACGCUACAAGUAGCUGUGAAGGAGACACAGUCACCUUCUGGCGAUCUUUCCAAUCCCGCUGUAGAGAAGCUGAUGCAGGAAAUGAUCCGGACUUUUGUUAUUCAUCAUGACCAAUAUGUCCGGACAAUUGGGUACGAGGCACUGUCUAGAUUGUGCAACAGCUCUGGAAACGCAUACACAAAUCAAGAAGUCAAAUAUCUGAUCGAUACAAUUGUGGGCAAUCGUGAGCCGAGUGCAAGAGCUGGAUGUGCAAUGGCCUUAGGGUGCAUACAUUCUCAAGUCGGCGGCAUGGCAGCUGGUUUUCAUCUGAAAACAAUUGUCGGUGUUCUGAUGUCUCUAUGCCAAGAUCCACACCCGACAGUUCAUUUCUGGGCUCUAGAAGCCUUGACCCGAGUUGCCGAUUCUGCUGGCUUGACCUUCUCUGGUUUUGUGUCGAGCACAUUAGGCAUGAUUUGUCAGCUCUAUGUUGCAGACACGCACAACGAGGAUAUAUCGUCCGGUCCGACCUCGAAUCUGGAAUUAGAGCUACCAACGACAGCUGUCAUUGCAAGAUGCGCUGACUCGAUGGUCAAUGUUCUCGGUCCCGACCUUCAAGACAUGACUAAGGCUCGCGACUUGAUCUUGACUCUCGUUAGCCAAUUCCAAGCUGAAGUUGACCCUGCUGUCUUAGCCGGGAGCCUGAGAUGUUUAGAGCACCUUUCUCUAUAUGCGCCUGGGCACAUGCAUUUCAAAGACUACGUUGUGAUGCUACAGAAAGAUCUAAACUCUGAGUAUCCUGAGCUGAGAGACAUUGCAAUUGAUGGGCUUUAUAACCUGAUGAAGCGGAAUUCGGAAGACGUUGUCAAAGCAGCAGAAAGUGGAUUCGAAGACCAGCUUUGGUUGGCUUUGGACUCCGAUCCUACCCACGAGGGUAUCAGAAAUGUCAUCAGGAACUGGCUGCAACAAUCAUGUCUCACCGAGACUGCGCGAUGGUUGCAAAGAUGCCAAACCGUGCUGACUAUGACAAGAGCCAAAGCUGAAGAGACUACUGCUGCAUCUACAAAAGUCAGCACAAUGCCAGACCUUCAAGACGAAGAAGUGGCAGGUUUUGCUGCAGCUUCAGGAGCAGCUAAGGAUGAUGGUAUCGCAGCAGGGCCAGGCCAAGAGCCGCUGAGAUGGCAAGUUCGGACGUUCGCAAUGAGCUGUCUCGGAGAAAUGUUUGCACUCAUCAGCAAAGAUACGCCACCCGAUGGCACUACGCCGGCGGAGAUGGAGUUGCAGAAAAAGGUUGCUGAUGUCAUUCGAAUGGCAUUCUCUGCUUCUACUUCCAAUGUGGUUGAGUUGAGAGUAUGGGGUCUAAAGAUCAUCGAUUCCGUCUUGAAGAUGUUUGGCAAGACUCCCGAUCCUGAUUUCGCUGAAGCGCCUCUGCUCGAGCAGUACCAAGCCCAGAUCAGUUCCGCUCUUACGCCAGCUUUUGCGGCCGACUCUUCUCCAGAACUGGCUUCCGAAGCUGUCAAUGUAUGCGCAGCAUUCAUCGCAACAGGUAUUGUCACUGAUGUUGACCGAAUGGGUCGAAUUCUGAAGACUUUGGUCACAGCCCUCGAGAACUUUUCCACCGAGUCCGAGUUUGCAUCCAUUGGAGAUCUUAAAGGUCUCAGCUCGAACGCCCAGGUUAUGGUGAAAAUGGCUGUUUUUUCUGCAUGGGCAGAACUUCAAGUCGCAAGCACGGAGCAGCAUUACUUGAUUGAUGUCCUGAAACCCUAUAUUGGAACGCUAACUCCUCUGUGGCUUGCGUCUCUGAGAGAAUUUGCUCGUCUGAGAUUCGAGCCAGAUAUUUCCAUGAGUCUUGGUCCUCCAUCUCUUUCGGGUAGUUUAGAUAGCAUCUAUUCGGCGCUGAAUCGCGAGACGCUGUUGAGAUUCUAUCAAGAUUCUUGGUUGAAGCUAGUCGAUGCAAUCGCCAGUCUUAUCGAGCAGGACAGCGAGUUUGUGUUUGAUGCGCUAGAUGGCAAGGAGACAGAAUCUCUGACCACGAAUGGUCAUUCUAAGGGCAACGAUAUUAAUUAUCGUGAUGAGCCUGUGGCUUUCUUCUUCGUCCUGUUUGGUAUUGCAUUUGAAGCACUUGUCGCUAAACCUGGAAGCGAUGCACUUGCAUCGAAAGGACAGACUUUGGCGAUACUCCAGGCCCUGAAGAAGAUCCUGCACCCAAGCGUUUCUGGGCAUGCAAUCUAUAGGGAGGCUAUUUUCUCGGAGACCAUGGACUUAUUAGACCGCCUGGUUCUUACUGAGGGUCUGGAUGUGCAAGGUGUCAUUGUGCAAAUUGCUCGAGGAUUGUGUAUCUCUCAUCCAUCUGCAACGAAAGCUGAUGCCACCGAAGACGGAGACUUGUCGGAAGACAUCGAACAGUUAUUCGAGUUGACUCGAAUUAUUGUUCUGGUUUUGGCGGGCUUACUUCCCAAUUUAAUCGAGCCCAAACAGCCUGCGCGACAUCAGAUGACGGAUGAAGCUGUCAUUCUCGUGCGCUUAUCCCUAAAUGCCUUGGUUGACGCAGCGGAGGUAUUCCCUUCAAUUAUAAAGACCGAUUUACAUGCUUGCAUCAUCCAUAUAUUCGCCACCAUCCUGGGCACAGCAAGCUGUCAAGCUGUGGUGGUUCCUCAGUCACUCCCCAUCCUCAAGCGUUUCAUCACAAGCAUCUCAGGGUCACGCAAAAUCCAGAGAGAAGAACAGGAGAUAAACCUCACUCAAAUACAAGGCUGUCUAAAACGCUUCCUAUCCAUCUACCUUAACGGCCAAAAACGAGAAAGCGAAGCCUCACUUCCAUGCGUCAAGAACACUCUUCUCGCAUCAACACUCCUCCUUACCAGCGGAAAGAAUUACAUCUCCGCUUCUGAGCCCCUCGUCACUCGCUUCCUAGACGAAGUUCUUGACUGCCUCAGCGACCGCAUGACCGCCAAAGUAGCAGCAAACUGCAUUCGUACCCUCCUCUUGCAAUCUCCCAAAACACCAGCCGACCAAUCCAUUACACGAUACCUCCUACCGCGCCUAAUAUCCUUCAGCACAUCCACAACUGAAGAUCCCGAGAACGCCCGCGCGCUCGUAUCACACGCUCUCACGGCCUUCGUCUCCACUCUCUCCCCAUCGCAAAAGCCUGUAGCGAUGUCAGUCAUUAUGCCGAUGUUACUGCAGCGCGCAAGUACAGAGGGUGAAGGUGUGUAUCAGGAAACGAGUGCGAGAUUGCUGGAGUUGGCUGGAAGUGAUCAGGCGGGAUUCAGGGGCGUGGUUAGUGGGUUGAGUGAGGGCCAGAAGGGGUUUAUGGAAGGUGUUAUUAUGAAAGGACGGAAGGCGCAGGCGGUUAGGCCGGGUAGUGAGGAUGCGGGGGGAAGGGAGCCGAGUAUUGCGUUGAGGAUGGAUUUUGGUAAUUGA
Molecule: messenger RNA, 6156 nt
Organism: Lachnellula hyalina
Lineage: Eukaryota; Fungi; Ascomycota; Leotiomycetes; Helotiales; Lachnaceae
Gene: sip1
Product: Pof6 interactor protein
Exons: 2
Coding region: 1-6156 (2051 amino acids)
Biological process (GO): intracellular protein localization; endocytosis; retrograde transport, endosome to Golgi
Cellular component (GO): endocytic vesicle; membrane; Golgi apparatus
Source: RefSeq, a predicted model, not a curated record